UCCUCUAAAUAUCGGCUACGGGGAUAACAACACCGAAACGACCCCAGCCCCAAGCAAAAACACCAAAUACUCUGCGUCUGUACCAACUGCGGCGCAUUCGCUGCGAUACUUAACUACUUAAACACAAAAUGCCCCAGAACGAGCACAUUGAGUUGCACCGCAAGCGGCAUGGCUACCGCCUGGACCACCAUGAAAAGAAAAGGAAGAAGGAGAGCCGCGAGGCCCACGCGCGCUCCCACAAAGCCAGGAAGCUGAUUGGGCUGAAGGCCAAACUGUACCACAAACAGAGACAUUCAGAGAAGAUCCAGAUGAAGAAGACCCUCAAAAUGCACGAACAGAGGAAGACCAAGCAGAAGAAUGAUGAGAAGACCCCAGAGGGAGCCGUGCCAGCCUACCUGUUAGACAGAGAGGGACAGUCCCGCGCUAAGGUGCUGUCCAACAUGAUCAAACAGAAGAGGAAAGAGAAGGCUGGCAAAUGGGAGGUUCCCCUGCCAAAAGUGCGUGCACAAGGAGAGAUGGAAGUGCUUAAAGUCAUCAAAACUGGAAAGAGACAAAAGAAAGCCUGGAAGAGAAUGGUCACCAAAGUUUGCUUUGUCGGCGAUGGCUUCACCCGUAAACCUCCCAAAUAUGAGCGUUUCAUCAGACCCAUGGGUUUGCGUUUUAAGAAAGCUCACGUCACGCAUCCAGAGCUGAAGGCCACGUUCUGCCUUCCCAUCCUCGGAGUGAAGAAGAACCCCUCCUCCCCCCUCUACACCGCUCUAGGAGUCAUCACAAAGGGAACAGUCGUAGAAGUCAAUGUCAGCGAGCUGGGCCUGGUUACACAAGGAGGAAAGGUUAUCUGGGGUAAAUACGCCCAGGUGACAAAUAACCCAGAGAACGAUGGCUGCAUUAAUGCAGUCCUGCUGGUAUAAGACUCUUGACCUUUACACAGACGGUGCUUGGUAACUCUGAAUUUACACAAAUCUUGAUUAUGACAAGAAAUGGGCUUCAAAUCACAAGACUGACAGGAAGAUCGCUGAUGCUGCACCUGGCAGCACCACAGUUUUUGUGACGCAAGACGAAAACGGGGUGAUUACUGUGUUUAAGUAUGAUAGAAAUAAAUUUUCAUAUGACACCAGA
Messenger RNA from Anarrhichthys ocellatus (wolf-eel), 1119 nucleotides. RefSeq names its product NSA2 ribosome biogenesis homolog (S. cerevisiae) (gene nsa2). The transcript is spliced from 6 exons. Bases 129 to 911 code for a protein of 260 amino acids. Lineage: Eukaryota; Metazoa; Chordata; Actinopteri; Perciformes; Anarhichadidae. The record is from RefSeq and is a predicted model, not a curated record.